Molecule: messenger RNA, 534 nt
Organism: Penicillium waksmanii
Lineage: Eukaryota; Fungi; Ascomycota; Eurotiomycetes; Eurotiales; Aspergillaceae
Product: nucleoside deaminase
Exons: 1
Coding region: 1-534 (177 amino acids)
Biological process (GO): purine nucleoside catabolic process
Molecular function (GO): guanosine deaminase activity
Source: RefSeq, a predicted model, not a curated record
AUGACAUUCGAAGCCACCUCCGAUACCCAUGCCCCUUUACCCUUAACAGCACAACAGCUUGAUUCUGGUGCAGCCAAGUGUGUCGCUCUCCAACAAUUGGGACGGGAGAUUCAUUCCAAGCGACCGUUCGCAGCGCUCUUGUUAAGUCCCGACAAUGAGACUGUGUUGAUAUCAUCUCUCUCGCUCUCACAUGUUCGACAUGCUGAAUGUGAAGUGGCCCGCAAUGCCGCGGAUAAUUACGACUGGAACUACCUGGCGAAAUGUACCAUGGUUUCAACGUGGGAGCCAUGUGCUAUGUGUUCUGGAACUAUUUACUGGGCUCACAUUGGACGGUUGGUCUAUUUGGCAUCGGAGAAAACAUUACAAGAACUCACGGGGACCGGAAAUGUGGAGAACCUGACUCUCGAUAUGCCAUGCCGGGCAGUCUUUGCUGCGGGGCAAACGCCCGUGGAGGUUUUAGGGCCACUAAAGGCUGAGGGGUGGGAACAGAAGGUAGUAGAAGAUGCUGCACUAUAUUGGUCGAAGAGUGCUUAG